Molecule: messenger RNA, 2946 nt
Organism: Felis catus (domestic cat)
Lineage: Eukaryota; Metazoa; Chordata; Mammalia; Carnivora; Felidae
Gene: CDC45
Product: cell division cycle 45
Exons: 19
Coding region: 318-2021 (567 amino acids)
Biological process (GO): double-strand break repair via break-induced replication; DNA replication initiation; mitotic DNA replication preinitiation complex assembly
Cellular component (GO): DNA replication preinitiation complex
Molecular function (GO): single-stranded DNA binding; DNA replication origin binding; chromatin binding
Source: RefSeq, a predicted model, not a curated record
CUUCCCAAACUAAAGAUGUCCACCAAACGUCGGAUUUGUGGGUAAAAGGGAGUCAGAACUGAAGUGGGCAACAUUGUUUGCGUCUUGCUUGUGGAUGACGCUCCUUUAGGAGCGGGCCUAACAUUUCCAGCCCGGUUGGCGGAGCGCUAGGCCCGCCUCCAAUAUGGCCCAAUCGGGAAGAGGGAAAAGCUGAGGACUAAGUAGGUAUUGGUUGGCUUCUGGGCUAAUCGGAAGAGUCCCUGUUUGGCGGGAGUCUUGACCGCCGCCGGAGCUCUUGGAUCCUCAGCGCUAGCUCUGGGUGUCCGGCCGCCGUGGCCAUGUUUGUGUCCGAUUUCCGCAAGGAGUUCUACGAGGUGGUUCAAAACCAGAGGGUCCUUCUCUUUGUGGCCUCGGACGUGGACGCUCUGUGCGCUUGCAAGAUUCUUCAGGCUCUGUUCCAGUGUGAUCACGUGCAGUAUACGCUGGUUCCGGUUUCUGGGUGGCAAGAACUUGAAACUGCAUUUCUUGAGCAUAAAGAACAGUUCCAUUAUUUUAUUCUCAUAAACUGUGGAGCUAAUGUAGACCUAUUGGAUAUCCUUCAGCCUGAUGAAGAUGCCAUAUUUUUUGUGUGUGACACCCACAGGCCAGUUAAUGUCGUGAAUGUCUAUAAUGACACCCAGAUCAAACUACUCAUUAAACAAGAUGAUGAUCUCGAAGUUCCUGCCUAUGAUGAUAUCUUCAGAGAUGAAGAAGAAGGUGAAGAGCAUUCAGGAAAUGAAAGUGACAAUGGGUCAGAGCCUUCUGUGAAGCGCACACGGUUAGAAGAGGAGAUAGUGGCACAAACCAUGAAGAGGAGGCAGCGAAGAGAGUGGGAGGCUCGGAGAAGAGACAUCCUCUUUGACUAUGAACAGUAUGAAUAUCAUGGGACGUCGUCAGCCAUGGUGAUGUUUGACCUGGCGUGGAUGAUGUCAAAGGACUUGAACGACAUGCUGUGGUGGGCGAUUGUUGGACUAACGGACCAGUGGGUGCAAGACAAGAUCACCCAGAUGAAGUACGUAACGGAUGUUGGCAUCCUGCAGCGCCAUGUGUCUCGGCACAACCACCGGAAUGAGGAUGAGGAGAACUCCCUCUCUGUGGACUGUACACGGAUCUCCUUCGAGUACGACCUCCGCCUGGCACUCUACCAGCACUGGUCCCUCCAUGACAGCCUAUGCAACACAUGCUACACUGCAGCCAGGUUCAAGCUCUGGUCUGUGCAUGGGCAGAAGCGUCUCCAGGAGUUCCUUGCAGAUGUGGGCCUCCCCUUGAAACAGGUGAAGCAGAAGUUCCAGUCCAUGGACGUCUCCUUGAAGGAGAAUUUGCGGGAGAUGAUCGAAGAGUCUGCAAAUAAAUUUGGGAUGAAGGACAUGCGCGUGCAGACUUUCAGCAUUCACUUCGGGUUCAAGCAUAAGUUCCUGGCCAGUGACGUGGUCUUUGCCACCAUGUCACUGAUGGAGAGUCCCGAGAAGGACGGCUCAGGGACAGAUAACUUCAUCCAGGCUUUGGACAGUCUCUCCAGGAGUAACCUGGACAAACUCUACCAUGGCCUGGAACUCGCCAAGAAGCAGCUGCGAGCCACGCAGCAGACCAUCGCCAGCUGCCUCUGCACCAACCUUGUCAUCUCCCAGGGGCCCUUCCUCUACUGCUCCCUCAUGGAGGGCACUCCGGACAUUGUGCUAUUUUCCAAGCCAGCAUCCCUGAGCCUGCUCAGCAGACACCUGCUGAAGUCCUUUGUGUGUUCGACAAAGAACCGGCGCUGCAAGCUGCUGCCUUUGGUGAUGGCCGCACCCCUGAGCGUGGAGCAGGGCACUGUGACUGUGGUGGGCAUCCCCCCAGAGACCGACAGCUCAGACAGGAAGAACUUUUUUGGGCGGGCGUUUGAGAAGGCAGCAGAGGGCACCAAUUCUCGGACGCUGCACAACCAUUUUGACCUCUCAGUAAUUGAACUGAAAGCAGAGGAUCGGAGCAAGUUUCUGGAUGCACUUGUUUCUCUCCUGUCCUGAUGGGCCCCCCACACAGUGGAUGCUCACACCCAGCCCUGCAUCUCCUUGAGCCCUGGGCUGGAGCCACUGCUGUGGUAGACAGGCCUUAUCAAGACUCUGAGGUAGGGGUGCCCUUGUUCUGGCCCAGGGUCUUCCUGCUCCCCCACCAUCCAUAGUGAGUUGGAAACUGUGGAGGGCAGGUGCCUUUCCCCUGUCAGGGCCCCAGUGGGCUCUGCUGAGAAUGAUAUAGGGGGUCUCAGGGACCCCACAGUCCCUCUUUCAGAGUAGGCUAGGGCAUAAAGGGGCUCGUGUUGGGGAGGAACUUUGGACUCAGACCCUUCGGGUCUUCAGCAAGGUCUGUUGGGUACCUCACCAGGCUAUGACGGGUUCCUCAUCUGAAGUGGGGCUAACACCCCUUGGACAAUGAGCACUGAGCCUUGAGAUGGGGGCAGGGUGUAAGUUUAUGACCCAAAUCAAAGGCUACAAGUGGGGGCUUUUGGGUGGGGGGCUGGUAUUUGAAGCAUACUCCUCCCCUGCGGCCUGCUCAGUGAUGAUGCCAGUGCUGCUGUGUGCCCUGCCACCAUGACAGUGUGCACAGUGAGCCAGCCAGGAAGGUGGGUGGGGGGACAGUAUGGGGAGACGUUCCAGGCCAGGGGAGAAACCUUGUGAAGGUACCACGGGGCUGAGACUGGACAGGGCACUGGCAGGGUCUGCAGGGCGAUAUAGUGGUGGAGGGCCAUGAGGCCUUGGAGGUUCUCAAGCAAAUGACAGCCUGGACCUGGCCAGUGGGCACUUCAGUUCUGGGGCGGCCCUCCACCCAUGGUCACCACUCCUCACCUGUGUGAGUGGUGGAGGCUACUCAGAAGCAAGCCCAGCAUGUCAGAGGCAAGGCCUGAGCAGUUUGCUUAAUUUGGAAAGACGUUAGAAUUGUUUGAAAUUUACUUUU